This is a messenger RNA of Helianthus annuus (common sunflower), 1104 nucleotides long. RefSeq lists its product as uncharacterized. Bases 1 to 1104 code for a protein of 367 amino acids. The record is from RefSeq and is a predicted model, not a curated record. Lineage: Eukaryota; Viridiplantae; Streptophyta; Magnoliopsida; Asterales; Asteraceae. The transcript has a single exon.
AUGGUGGCAAACUUCCCUUGGCAGCAUUUCAUUAACCAAAUGCUAGCCACCCAAGGGAACACCAACAACAAUCCGGGCACAAGAGCAGAAGAAGAUCUUGCCAAACCAUAUAAGCCAAGCAAUUUGUCCGGUUUUUCUCAGCAAAUUGUUGACUAUGAUUUCCAAACCCGUAUCAAAAUGCCAUCUCACAUAAGAACGUAUGAUGGAACGGAAGAUCCCGAAAAUCACCUCCAAAUUUUCACCGGGACUGCAAGAAUUGAGAAGUGGUCCAACGUCGAGUGCUGCCUUAUGUUUAUGCAAACCCUUGUAGGGUCUGCCCAAAUCUGGUUCAAUGACCUACCAGACAGAAGCAUUCGAACCUUCAAUGAUUUGAGCAAAGGCUUCUUGGCUAACUUUUCACAACAAAUGAGGUAUGUCAAAGAUACAACCAUGAUCUUUCAAAUCAAGCAAAUGGAUUAUGAAACUCUCAGAGAUUUCAUCGAAAGAUACAAGAAAAAAGGGUUGACAUACAUGGGAGCUGACGAAAAGAUGAGGGUUGCAGGGUUUAUGAAUGCGAUCACCUCCAAGUAUCUCACUAGAUACUUCAACAAGUGCCUGCCCAAAACCCUUGAAAAAGCCCUUGAAAGGGCUGAAGCUCACAUCCGGGGGGAGGAAGCUGUCGAUAUCAAGGAACAAAGAAAAAGGGGUCCUAGCUGGAGGAGUAACAGCCCCAACAGAAAAAGAAGCAACUAUGGUUCUUAUGACAAAUGUUCUAGGAACUCAGACCAACGAAGGUCUGAAGGCAGGAACCCUUCAAGUAGGGAGAAGGCUGUGAACUUCACAGCCUUAACUAAAACUCCGCAGGAAAUCCUUGCUACUAAAGAGGUAAAGGAUUGCUUCCAACCACCCAGACCUUUGCCCAAGAGCAAAAGGAAUGAACACUCCACUCAAUUUUAUGAGUUCCAUGAACAAAAAGGCCAUCACACCAACGACUGUUUUCAACUCAAGAAAAGAAUUGAGGAAGCCGUUAAGUCUGGAGAACUUGCCCACUUGGUUAAAGGGGUGAAAAACAAAAUGGCUGAUGGAAAAAACAAAGAGGUAAACAUGGUGAACUUUGAUGAGUAA